Molecule: messenger RNA, 3656 nt
Organism: Paramormyrops kingsleyae
Lineage: Eukaryota; Metazoa; Chordata; Actinopteri; Osteoglossiformes; Mormyridae
Gene: stx2b
Product: syntaxin 2b
Biological process (GO): synaptic vesicle fusion to presynaptic active zone membrane; exocytosis; intracellular protein transport
Cellular component (GO): SNARE complex; endomembrane system; synaptic vesicle
Molecular function (GO): SNAP receptor activity; SNARE binding
Source: RefSeq, a predicted model, not a curated record
CUCUGGCUAACGGGCGUCAAUGAAUACAAGCGUUUUGUGGUUUCGUUGGGUGCCAUAUCCCGCUGUGGCCACUCGGCGGCGCUACAGAGGGAGACCCUUUGUUGAAGUUUGUUUCUGGGAGUCGUUUCCUAGUUAUCGAGUCAGGGGGGAACAGAGACAUAGCUUUUGUAAAGUCCUUCGCUUUCGGCUGCUGGCGACUUGUAGCGCUGGACUGAUCGGGGCGAGUCGUAUUUUAUCUUCCCGAGUUUCCAUUAUUAAUGUAUAAAGGGCAAUAAGCGCCUUGUAAGUGUCGUAGCCUAGUUUGCCGGAUAGUGACUGCUGGCUGAUGUUGUUUUUUCGGACCGGGUGUAGCUCCUGAAAAGCGGUGUGAUGAAAGACCGGUUUGCAGACCUGACAGCCAGAACUACAUAUGUGGAAGAAAAUGUCGCUGUACCAAUUGACAAUGAUGCAUUUAUGGAAGAAUUCUUCCAGCAGGUGGAGGUGGUGCGUGGGCUUAUCGACAAGGUCUCAUCUCAAGUGGAGGAGGUGAAGAAGAAACACAGCAUAAUCCUGUCUGCACCAAAUCCCGAUGAAAAAACGAAAGAGGAACUUGAGAAGCUCAUCAGUGAAAUCAAGAAGAACGCCAAAUCCAUAUGGGCCAAGCUGACGUCCAUGCAGCAGAGCCUCCCCGAGGACGAGAAUGCAAACCGGGCCUCGUACCGCAUUCAGAAGAGUCAGCACACGGUGUUGUCCCAGAAAUUUGCAGAGGUCAUGACGGAGUACAACGACGCUCAGUUGUCUUUCCGACAGCGGAGCAAGUCACGGAUCCAGAGGCAGCUGGAGAUAACUGGCAGAGUAACAUCAAACGAAGACCUGGAAGAUAUGCUGGAGAGUGGAAACCCCUCUAUUUUCACCUCUGAUAUUAUCUCAGAUUCCCAGAUCACCCGCCAGGCCUUGAAUGAGAUCGAGGCUCGUCACAAGGACAUCAUCCGGCUGGAGAACAGCAUCAAGGAGCUACACGAGAUGUUUGUGGAUAUGGCCAUAUUGGUGAAAACCCAGGGCGAGAUGAUAAACAACAUUGAGAAGAAUGUGACCAACACAACUGAGUAUGUGGUCCAAGCCACAGAAAACACCAAAAAGGCAGUUCGGUACCAGUCCAAGGUCCGGCGGAAAAAACUAAUAAUCAUCCUUGUUGUGCUGGUCCUGCUUGCUGUGGUUAUAUUAAUCAUCGGUUUAUAUUUUGGCCUGAAAAAGACAUUCUAAUAAGUCCGACCCUGACUGGAGGUAACUACCUCGCCAUUGUGUGCCGUUGCUUUCGGAGUACUCCUGUUCCUCUCACUGCAAAUUCCCUAAAGUGUUUCACAUAAUAUGAUUUUGUAGCUGUGAGAGGCUUUAAAUGUGCACUGGUUUGGCAGGCAAGUCUCAUUGAUUGGAAAUUCCUGCAGACUAUUGGCAUGGAGCCCUUCAUACAGGAAGUUGUCUUACAAGCACAGACAAAACAAACAACUGUGUGAAAACAGCAUGUGGAGCUAAGCUUGGCUUUAGUUUGUGUGACUCACAAGAAUGCUAAUCCAUUUUGCUCCUUUAAACUAUAUGAAUAAUACAGUCAGCACCGUACACUUAUAUAUGCUUAUAGAUUGUAUUCUGUAUGGUUAUUACAUCCCACAUCCUGCUAUUUGGUUUUGUUUCCCGUUUGCUUUUCUGGCAGAUCUCAUUUCCUUUCUGUCACUUGCUUCCCACUGAUGCUAAUAGUCAAGGGCUAUAAUUGAAUGAAAUGUAAACAUUCUACGUCAUGAUGUUGACUCUGUUGGUCUUUUUACAUUGUGACGUCUAAAUUGUGCGAUUGUACUCAAACGUUUCCGUGGAGCCAAGCUGAUUUUCUUGUUUCUUGCCUGUUUUUUUCCUUCCCUGUCAUUUUAUUUUACAGAAAAAGAUUUAUCUUGCUAUUCUUGCUGUAGUGAUUAUCAUCGUUAUAAUCAUCAUCCUCACAGCGACUCUCGGAAAAUAAAGGAGAACCAGAAUAUGAAAAAAGGGAAUGUUUAAUCCUCUACCCCUCCUCCAGAAGUGCAGACAAACUGAAAGUUGCCACCCACAGUCCUUGGCGGGUUUUCUUUUAUGUGGCAAGCGUCUUCAUUCAGAUUUGAGGUAGUGAAAUUGUCCUGGCCACAGAGGAAUCCUGGGCUGGAAACCUCUUUCACCAUUUAAAUGUAGCCUGUUUCUUGUGGACAUGUAAAGUUUACCAAAUCAGUUUUCUCCUGAACACAGCAACUGCCAACUAAUCAGAAGGGGCCUUCCGUGUCAUAUCAGAGUGCCUUAUCUAUUCCAUUAAUGAUUUUUUUUCAUAUAUAUUUUUUGAUGUAAUAAAUAUGCAAAGUCAAUAUUUUUACUUUACGCCUUACCAAUAUAGCCUUGGGGUACCUCCCUCACCCCCUCAAAGUCACCCACAGACAGUCAUUUUAAUGUUAAUCAAAUAGUCAUUGUGCAAAAGAAACAGAGACUAAAUUUCAUUAAUGUCUCCGCCUCUGACCUUUUAUGAAUCUAUCGCAUCCUAAAGUAGCAUCAUAAAUUUUAAUAUGCUGUCAAUUUUUUUUUUCCACAUUGUAGUUUGUUAUGCUACCUUUAUUGUAUAAUUUGUAUUUAUUGUGUGUUUUAACAACUGUGAUGAUGAUCAGAAUAUGCCUGCUGGCUGACUGAGUAAUGUGGAGUUGAGAAUAAUGUGCAAUUAGGUUUUUUUUUUUGUUGUUCCAAUGAACUCCAAGUUCCUCUGUUUCUAAGUUCUAUAUUACUAACAUGAAUAUACAACUCAUGUUACCUCACUGCUGUCACUUCUGAAUGUAUGUCAUGUUUUGCUAUUCUGAAUAUAUCCGCUGCAAAUGUAGGUAGGGAGCACAGUUGUUUUGUACUGUUUACACCCAGAAAGAGAAUCUCUGCACUGUGUUUUGGAGUUCCAGGUGGUGCUAGAACAUUUUAUAUCAAUUGUCUUUGCUCCUUGGGAACAAAUAGCACAGAUGCAUUCACAUGUCCUUCAGUGAACAAUUCUUAAUAGAUGCUGAGCCUAUAACCAUUGUACACAUUGUACAUCUGUUGGGAUUAAGAUGUAGUAUGACCCCUCCCCCCCCCCCCACACCAAAACCCUGUAUCGGUGUAAGUCAAAAUCCAUCCAUCCUUCCAUUUUUUUUUGUACCCGCUUGUCCUAUACAGGGACGCGGGGGUCUAGAGCCCAUCCUGGAAGUUAUGGGCAUAUCACUAGCCCAUCAGAGGACACACACACAUACAGACAAUUUGGAAACUCCAAUUCUCUUUAGCGUGUUACCAAAUGUUAUUCCAUAAUUGAUACUCUUAAGGAGUCAUUUUGUUCUUGUGUCAUUAUGAGUCUACAAAACAAGUAUUAUACACCAGGAACAAGGGAUUACUUAAAUGUUUUUAUUCUGUGUAUUUUAGUUUUGCUUUUCCUGUUUAAAGUUGGAGACACUGAGAAAAAUAUUUUAUUUGCAUCUGUUAGCUUCAGCAUUACUUCUGUAACAAUGUGCCUUGUGGGAAAAGAGCCGCGUUUUCGUUCUGCAGUUUGAGCUGAACAACUCCGCGAAAUAUGAUGUCAUGCUUCAAAGCCACUGUGAAUCCAGUUGUUUGUUAUACUGUUCUGCUGAAUUCAUAUUAAAUAUAUGGAGCUUUAAAUG